CGUUUGAAAGAGGAAGACGCCAAAGUCCAAAACAUUUUUGUUAAACAACAUAUUUGACAUGUCAGCAUGCAAAGUGUUUGUCACAGCGGACGAAUAAACGUUGCCACAGCAAAAGCAACAAAACGUCACUUUCUUAUAGUUUGUCACUUUAAUUGUUGUGCCGAAAAACACCGGAACUUUUGCUACGCUCGGCUAGCUAGCUAGCUAGCAGGCUCCCUACAGUACAGUGGCGCUCGCUGACUUCUGCACACCAUUUGAAGAAGGUAAAGACGUCAAAGAGCGCCCGGAGAUGUCCGCUUUCAGUUGGACCGCGGUGGUCCUCACCUGCCAGCACAAAGACAGUGUGGACGCCUUCCGGAGAGAGUUGCUGUUGCGUCAGCGCGGCGGUUUGGUGAGCGCCGGUACGAUGCUGCUGACGGUACCGGACCGCCGGGAACCGUUGGGCAGCGGGGGAGCCACGCUCAACGCCCUCCUAGUGGCCGCCGAACACCUGAGUAGUCGGGCGGGAUACACGGUGGUGACGGCUGACGUUCUGGACGACGCUCGCAUCCUCGUCCUCCACACGGGUCGCGAUUUCCCGUGGAGCCCUUGCAGCCGAGCCUUUUCCUGGCUGCCGGCGGAGGAUCCGUCUCUCUCGGCGCAGGCCCCCGUCUGCUGCGUGGACGUGCUGUUGACUUGCCUCGCCCGACAGGUCUGCCCCGGUUCUCCUCCCGGCGUUUGGGUUUGCAGCACCGACAUGACGUUCACCCUCCCCGAAGAUUUCGCGUUGUCUUGGGAAAACUUCUCCGGCGUUCUGGCCGUGGCGCUCCCCGGCGACGUGUCCUACGCCGUCGAUCACGGCGUCUACUUGAGCGACGGAAAGGGCGGCGUCGGAGACAUCGUUUACAAGGGCAGCCCGGAGAGCGUCCGGCGAGCGCUGAUGCACGAUGGGAAAGUUCCUCUGGUGUCGGGUCCAGUUUUCUUCAGCCGCGCAGUGGCCGAGAAGCUCCUGCAGAUGCACGUGACGCCUCCUCUGGACGGUUGCACCUACCUGGGCUUGGAUUCUGGCGCUCCGCCUCUCCAGCUGUCCCUCUUCUUGGACAUCCUGAAGUGUCUGUGCCGGGACGUGAGCGAGGAGCAGUUUGUGGACGGCGCUCCCGCGCCACAGGGGGCGACCGUGCGGCGCGGCAGAAAGGAGCUGUGGCGCAUCAUGAGAGGGACAGCGCUCCGCCUGGCAUAUGUUCCGGGAGGUCGCUACGACUACAUGACGCUGUCCGGGAAGCAGCACAUCCUCCGUUUGACCCGUGAGCCCACGGGGGGAAAUGCCCUCUCACACAUCCAGGUGGAAAGCGACGUGAGCCCAGGCGCGCGGGUUAUCAACAGUGUUCUGGAAGGCUCGGUCGCCGUGGCCGCCGGCUCCGUCGUGCAACACUGCCACCUCCAGGGUCCGCUGCGUGUCCCUUCCGGUUGUCUGCUGUCUGGCCUGGAGGCGUCACCUGAUGCGGGACGACUGGCGCUGCGCCAGGACGUCAUCCUUCAAGGACAUCGCGUCCUACUGGGAAAUCGCAAGCUGACAGUCUACACCGUGAUGGGAGCGCUGGACGACCUGGAGCUGUGCUGCGACGACGAAGGCGCGUCCUUCCUCAACGCGCCUUGGAGCGUCUUUUUCAGCACCACCGGCGUCAGGCCGGAAGACCUCUGGGCGUCGGGAGAACGGCGCUCCCUGCUGGACGCGCGCCUCUUCCCCGGCGAGGGCGCGGCGUGGGGCGCGGCCUGGCUGCUGGGCAGAGGAGGCCGCGCUCGCCGUUGGCGCCGGGCCCGCCGGCUGUCCCUGAAGGAGGUCCUGUCGCACACGCGACAGGAGGCGGAGCUCCGGCGGAGGGAGGCUCUGCUGUUCCUGGCGGGCAGGAAGCGGGUGCGGGACGCCCUGAUCCGGCCGGGCCAGGUCUGCCUGCUUCCCAUUUUCAGGGCCGCCGUAGCGGGCGGCCAGCAGGCGGCGCUGCUCGGCCUACUGGACGAGUUGGCAGGGGGAAACGGAGCCGAGUGUGAGGAGGAAGAGGAGAAGUCACGCGAGGACGCUCGUGUCCCCGAGAUGGGCGUGUCGGCCCGCUGCCUGGCGUGCGUGGCAGACGUCUUGUCGUGUUGGGCCGAGGCGGAGGGCGGCGGCGGGCUGAGGAGCGGGCCGGCCGCCAACCGCGGCUGGAGCGCCGCCUACUCGCUGUUGGAAAAGGGCGAUCUGAAGGGCGGGGUCCGGGCUCUGGCGGCGCAGCGAGCACAUUGGCUGGGCAGGCCAGACCUGCUGGUGCGGGCGGCGCGCCACUACGAGGGCGCCGCUCAGGUUCUGCUCCGCCGGGCCGUGAUGUCGUCGCAGAAGUUUGCGGAAAUCAGCCAGGGGGAUCUCCCGCCUCACGAUCGGUGGCACGAAGCCGAGUGUCCCGCCAGGAUCGACCUCGCCGGCGGCUGGAGCGACACUCCGCCCCUGGCCUUCGAGCACGGCGGCUGCGUGACCAACGUGGCGGUAAAGAUCGACGGCCGGCGACCUAUCGGCGCCCGGGCGAGGCGCGUCCGGGCGCCGCGCCUCUUACUGGUCAGCCGCGCCGGGGGGCGGGACUCCGACGUGGCCACGGAGACGCUGUGCGAGACCGUGGAAGACCUCUGGGACUACUGCCAGCCCAACGCCCCCGGGGCUCUGCUAAAGGCGGCGUGCGUGUGCGCCGGCGUGGUGUCACCGUCCUCCCCGGAAACUCUUGAGUGUCAGCUGACGUCUCGCUGGGGCGGCGGUCUGGAGCUCCACGGAUGGUCGUCGCUACCCACCGGCUCGGGACUCGGUGAGAGACGCCGGUUGACACGGGGGAGGGGAGGCUUGAUGACACGACGCGACGCUGACCCGCAGGUACCAGCAGCAUCCUGGCGGGGGCGUUGUUGGCGGCUAUCUACGAAGCCACGGGGCGGUCCUACAGCCGGGAUGCGCUCAUACACGACGUGCUGCACUUGGAACAAGUUCUCACCACAGGGGGCGGCUGGCAGGACCAGGUGGGAGGUCUGGAGGGCGGCAUCAAGGUGGGGCGCUCCCAAGCGCGCCUGCCGCUGCGGGUGCUCGCGGAGCGGCAGCGCACCCCGGACGGCUUCGUCCAGACCCUGGAGCGCCACCUCCUGCUGGUCUACACAGGGAAGACCAGACUGGCGCGCAACCUGCUGCAGGAUGUGGUGCGCAGCUGGUAUAGUCGUCUACCCGCGAUGGUGCGCAACGUCGGCGAACUGGUCGCCAAUGCCGAGGACUGUGCCAAAGCUUGCCAAGACGGUUGUCUGUCGGCGCUGGGCGUUUGCCUGGAUCGCUCGUGGCGUCACAAGAAGCGGAUGGCGCCGGGCUGCGAGCCGGCCGCCGUGCGAGCCGUGAUAGAGGCGCUGCGGCCUCUGGCGAUGGGGCAAUGCCUAGCCGGCGCCGGGGGCGGCGGCUUCCUCUGCCUGCUGACCCGCCUCCCCGACCGGAAGGACGCCGUCUUCGACGUCCUCGCCCGUACGCCGGUGAGUCGACUCUUCCGCCGC
Messenger RNA from Corythoichthys intestinalis (scribbled pipefish), 3525 nucleotides. RefSeq names its product L-fucose kinase. NCBI's taxonomy places the organism in Eukaryota, Metazoa, Chordata, Actinopteri, Syngnathiformes, Syngnathidae. The record is from RefSeq and is a predicted model, not a curated record. Gene Ontology annotation, molecular function: ATP binding; fucokinase activity. Gene Ontology annotation, biological process: GDP-L-fucose salvage. Bases 290 to 3376 code for a protein of 1028 amino acids. The transcript has 22 exons.